Molecule: messenger RNA, 1981 nt
Organism: Culex pipiens pallens (northern house mosquito)
Lineage: Eukaryota; Metazoa; Arthropoda; Insecta; Diptera; Culicidae
Product: scoloptoxin SSD14-like
Exons: 3
Coding region: 156-1901 (581 amino acids)
Biological process (GO): glutathione catabolic process
Cellular component (GO): plasma membrane
Molecular function (GO): glutathione gamma-glutamate hydrolase
Source: RefSeq, a predicted model, not a curated record
AAAGUCGCGAUACCGCGAGAUAAUACACAGCCCAAGUGGCUCGAGUUAGUAGCAGCGAGUAGCUGCUAGUGGGUGGUUUGUUUACUUGUUUGUAUCCGCGUUGUUCAACUUCAAGCGGUUGCUACUCCAGAGACCGGAUUAAGGUGUGAUCAAACAUGCUGCGCUUCGAGUGCAACCAUCGGAACCUGCUGCUGUUGACGGUGGCCGCGCUGUUUGGGCUCGGGGCCAUGACGGUCGGCGUGGUCUUUGUUCUGCACGAGCACGAGUUGGACGAGUUUGGGGUCAGGACGACGAAGCGCCAGGGCGCGGUGGCGUCCAACGCGUACGAGUGUGCCCCCGUUGGGGCGGACAUUCUGAGGGAGGGUGGAUCGGCGGCGGACGCAGCCAUAGCUAUGAUGAUCUGCGAGGAGGUCGCGUGUCCGGAGAGCGCUGGGAUUGGGGGCGGGUUCCUGGCGACGAUCUACGACCGGGAGAAGGGGACCGUUGAGGUGUUGGACGCCCGGGAGGUUGCGGCGAACGGGGCACGGGAAGAUAUGUUCGUGGGGAAUGGGGAAGCCGCGGUGCACGGAGGGUUGGCCAUUGCGACGCCCGGGGCGUUGAAGGGGUACUGGGUGAUGCACCAACGGUACGGGAAGUUGCCGUGGAAGAGACUGAUCGACCCUUCGAUUGACCUUUGCUACAGGGGACACAUUGUGAAUCCGUACAUGGCGGAUGCCAUGCUGGAAAUACGGGAGGAGAUCCUGCACACAAGUUCUUUGAGGGAGAUUUUUGUAGAUCCGGAGACCGGGGACAUUUUCAAGGAGGGGGACAUCAUCAAGCGACCGGAUUUCGCCAGGACCUUAAAGGUGAUCGCCGUAGAGGGAGCCGAUGCUUUGUACUCCAAAAAUGGAAGUCUUCUUCCAAUCUUGCUGAAAGACCUGAAGGCGUUUGGAAGUAUCAUCACGGAGCAGGACUUUCUGAGCUACGAACCCCGUUGGCUACCUCCGGUCUCAACCGUACUCCGCAACGGUAACGCCGUGUACAGCGCCGCCCUCCCGGGCGGUGGCACCAUCCUGAUGCACAUGCUGAACGUCCUGGACGGGUACGACGAUCUGGACCCGAGCGACCCCCUCACCUGGCACCGGGUCAUCGAGACGUUCAAACACGCUUACGGAGUCCGUACCCGACUGGGCGAUCCCCCCUUCGUUCCAGGAAUCGAGGAAAUGAUCCGUAAUCUCACCAGUAAAGACUACGCGGACUACAUCCGGGCCAAGAUCGACGACAACCGGACGUACACCAGUUACGAGUUUUACGGGGCGGACUUCGCCAACCCGGAAGAUCUGGGCACGGCUCACGUUUCGGCGCUGGCGCCGAAUGGCGACGCCGUGGCGGCCACCGGAACCAUCAACGACUAUUUCGGCGCCCAGCUGCGCUCCCCCAGCACCGGCAUCAUCCCGAACGGAGAAAUGGACGACUUCUCAACGCCGGGCGUCAUCAACAUCUACGGCGUGCCGGCAUCGCCGGCCAACUUCAUCGCGCCCAAGAAGCGCCCCCUCUCCUCCAUGUCGCCGGCGAUCGUCAUCGACGGGGCCGGAGACGUCCGGUUGAUUGCCGGCGGAGCUGGCGGAACCCGGAUCACCACCGCAACGCUGCAGCUCAUCCUGCGGCACGCGUUCUUCGGGGAAGAUCUCCGGGCGGCUAUGGGUGGGCCCCGGGUUCAUCACCAGCUGGCACCGAUGUGGAUCGAGUACGAGGCUGCGGUGGAUCCGACCAUUGUUGAGCAGUUGAAGGCGCGGGGUCACGCAGUGAAGAAGGUGCGACGGGUUGCAACGGAGACUGCGGUCGCUAGGGAGCGGGACGGGAGGGUUAGCGCGGCGUUCGAUCCGAGGAGACCCGGGAGUGCGGAGGUUGUGGAGGGGUGAGUGGAACAGUAUUGAUGGAGUUCAGUCAUAUUGUAGAUCUUAAAUCAAAUAAAAUCUCAAAGUGUCAUUACCGCAAAAUA